Messenger RNA from Psammomys obesus (fat sand rat), 3481 nucleotides. It is a transcript of the gene Corin, whose product is annotated as corin, serine peptidase. Gene Ontology annotation, cellular component: membrane. The transcript is spliced from 22 exons. The record is from RefSeq and is a predicted model, not a curated record. NCBI's taxonomy places the organism in Eukaryota, Metazoa, Chordata, Mammalia, Rodentia, Muridae. Gene Ontology annotation, biological process: peptide hormone processing; acrosome reaction; regulation of blood pressure. Gene Ontology annotation, molecular function: protein binding; serine-type endopeptidase activity. Bases 1 to 3345 code for a protein of 1114 amino acids.
AUGGGCAAGGUUUCCUUCGGCGUCCGGGUCAGCUCGGUGCGGAGAGCCCGCUGCUCUUGUCCCGGGCGAUGCUACCUCUCCUGCAGGGUACCUCUAGCCGCCGCCCCCCACUCCCCGAGCGGGCUCGGCUGCGUGCGGGUUCCGGGGGAGGCUGCAGGUGGAGCCGUCGGACCCGGCCCCUCGGGAUCCUGUGGCUUCCUCUCCGAGCCCAAGUUCCAGGCUCCCCGCAGCUGGAAAGACUGCGUCGGAGCCCCGCCUGCCCGAGACGUCUUGAGAGCCGACAGCAGCGUGGGCGAGGGCUGUCCUCGGAAGCUGGUGACGGCCAGUUUGCUACGCUUCCUCCUGCUGGUGCUCAUCCCCUGCAUCUGCGCCCUCAUCGUGCUGCUGGCCAUCCUGCUGUCCUUCGUGGGAACACUAAAAAAGGUUUACUUUAAAUCAAACGGCAGUGAACCGUUGGUCACUGAUGGUGAAGUUGAAGUGCCUGGUGUUAUCUACGUAAACGCAGUUUAUAAUGAGAGCGCAGAGGCACCCUCUACGUCCCCCAGCCAAUCCACUCCAGCCUGGACGCCUAGAGCUCCUCCUCUCUCUGGGGACCAGAGUCACAGGAAUACAAGCACCUGCGUGAACAUCACUCACAGCCAGUGUCAGAUUCUGCCCUACCACAGCACGCUGGCACCUUUCUUGCCAAUUGUCAAAAACAUGGACAUGGAGAAAUUCCUCAAGUUCUUCACAUACCUCCACCGCCUCAGUUGCUAUCAGCAUAUCCUGCUAUUUGGCUGCAGCCUCGCCUUUCCUGAGUGUGUCAUUGAUGGUGAUGACAGGCGUGGCCUCCUGCCCUGUCGAUCUUUCUGUGAGGCUGCAAAAGAAGGAUGUGAGUCUGUCCUGGGGAUGGUGAACUCCUCCUGGCCAGAUUCCCUCAGAUGCUCUCAGUUUUUAGACCACACUGAGAACAAGAACAAUGUCAGCAAGAUCUGCUUCUCCCUGGAGCAGGAACAUGGAAAGCAAUCGCUCUGCGGAGGCGGUGAGAGCUUCCUGUGUGCCAGUGGCUUCUGUGUCCCCAAGAAGGUCCAGUGUAAUGGCUAUAAUGACUGCGAUGACUGGAGUGACGAGGCUCACUGCAACUGCAGCGAGGAUCUGUUUCACUGUCACACAGGCAAGUGCCUCAACCGCAGCCUUGUGUGCGACGGGUAUGACGACUGUGGGGACCUGAGCGAUGAGCAAAACUGUGAUUGCAAUCCUACAAAAGAGCACCGCUGUGGAGACGGGCGUUGUAUUGUGGCCGAGUGGGUGUGUGAUGGGGACCAUGACUGCGUGGACAAAUCUGACGAGGUCAACUGCUCUUGUCACAGCCAGGGCCUGGUGGAAUGCAGAAGUGGGCAGUGCAUCCCUGGCACCUUCCAGUGUGAUGGAGAUGAAGACUGCAAGGACGGGAGUGACGAGGAACACUGCAGUGACAGUCAGACACCAUGUCCAGAAGGAGAUCAGGGGUGCCUCGACAGUUCCUGCCUCGAUUCCUGUGCUGGUGCCUCUCCAUGCGACUCGGACAGCAGCCCAAGCAACUGUAGUCAAUGUGAGCCAAUCACUCUGGAACUCUGUAUGAAUUUGCCCUACAACUAUACACAUUAUCCAAAUUACCUUGGCCACUGGACUCAAAAGGAAGCGUCAAUCAGCUGGGAGUCAUCUCUCUUCCCCGCACUUGUACAAACCAAUUGUUACAAAUACCUCAUGUUUUUUGCUUGCACCAUUCUGGUCCCAAAGUGUGAUGUGAAUACAGGCCAACGCAUCCCCCCUUGCAGACUCCUGUGUGAGCACUCCAAAGAGCGCUGUGAGUCUGUCCUUGGGAUCGUAGGCCUCCAGUGGCCUGAAGACACAGAGUGCAAUCAAUUUCCAGAGGAAAAUUCGGAUAAUCAGACUUGCCUCCUGCCCAAUGAAGAUGUGGAAGAAUGUUCACCGAGUCACUUCAAGUGUCGAUCGGGGCGAUGCGUGCUGGGCUCCAGAAGAUGUGAUGGCCAGGCUGACUGUGAUGACGACAGUGACGAAGAGAACUGCGGUUGUGAAGAAAGAGACCUUUGGGAAUGUCCAUUCAACAAGCAAUGUCUGAAGCACACUCUAAUCUGUGAUGGGUUUCCAGACUGCCCGUAUGGCAUGGAUGAAAAAAACUGCUCAUUUUGCCAGGAUGACGAGCUGGAAUGUGCCAACCAUGAGUGUGUACCACGUGACCUGUGGUGUGAUGGAGGGGCCGAUUGCUCAGACAGUUCAGAUGAAUGGGACUGUGUGACCCUCUCUAAAAAUGGGAACUCCUCCUCAUUCCUGACUGUUCACAGAUCUGCAACAGAACACCACGUGUGCGCUGACGGCUGGCAGGAGACGUUGAGUCAGCUGGCGUGCAGGCAGAUGGGUUUAGGAGAACCGUCUGGGACGGAGCUGACCCACGGACCGGAAGGCCAGCACUGGCUGGGGCUGCAUUCCGGCGGGGAGAAUCUCAAUGGGACCACCUUGCAGGAGCUGCUGGUGCCCAGGCAGUCCUGCCCAAGCAGAAGUAAGAUUUCCCUUCUGUGUACUAAGCAAGACUGUGGUCGACGCCCUGCUGCCCGAAUGAACAAGAGGAUCCUUGGAGGUCGGACUAGUCGUCCUGGGAGGUGGCCAUGGCAGUGCUCUUUGCAGAGUGAGCCCAGUGGACAUAUCUGUGGCUGUGUCCUCAUUGCCAAGAAGUGGGUUCUGACAGUUGCCCACUGCUUUGAGGGGAGAGAAGAUGCUGAUAUUUGGAAAGUGGUAUUUGGCAUAAACAACCUGGACCAUCCGUCAGUCUUCAUGCAGACCCGCUUUGUGAAAAACAUCGUGCUACAUCCCCGGUACAGCCGUGCCGUGGUGGACUACGACAUCAGCAUAGUGGAGCUGAGCGAUGACAUCAGCGAGACAAGCUACGUCAGACCUGUCUGCUUACCCAGCCCGGACGAGUUUCUAGAACCAGAUACGUACUGCUACAUCACCGGCUGGGGCCACAUGGGCAACAAAAUGCCCUUUAAGCUGCAGGAGGGGGAGGUCCGUAUUAUUCCUCUGGAGCAGUGCCAGGCAUACUUUGACAUGAAGACCAUCACCAGUCGGAUGAUAUGUGCCGGCUAUGAGUCCGGCACCGUGGACUCGUGCAUGGGAGACAGUGGUGGGCCUCUGGUCUGUGAGCGACCCAGAGGACAGUGGACAUUAUUUGGUUUGACUUCGUGGGGCUCCGUCUGCUUUUCCAAAGUCCUGGGACCUGGAGUUUACAGCAAUGUGUCUUACUUCGUUGAAUGGAUCCAAAGACAAAUCUAUAUCCAGACCUUUCUCCAAAAGGAAUUCCAAGGAUAAUCAGGGGCUUUGCCGGAAACCUCCAGCAAGAAUGGCCCUCCUGACCGUGGAGAUUGUCCUGCCAAGAGCUGCACAGGCAGGCAGGCUUUUCAUGGCCAGGAUGCUCAACGUUCACUGCAGGAUCUCCUGCUGUUAG